UUACCGAUUUCGAAAAUGAAGACGUUAAGAACGUGCUCCGUAGUGCAAGCGGUAGCCAUUUUGGGUAGCCUGCUAACAGUCGCGAGUGCUCUGCCGCAACGUAGCAACUCACCCACACCACGGAUUGCCGGCGGUGAGGAUGCGGCCGACGGUCAGUUUCCCUUUCAGGUGGCACUCAUCAACGAGGGACUUGUGUACUGUGGCGGCACUGUGAUCAACCGGCGCUGGGUGCUGACGGCUGCCGCCUGUAUUACCGGAAAAGCGCUCUCGGAUGUGCAGCUGUUCGUCGGCAGUGCCGAUCGGCUUUCCGGUGGACGUAACGUGACCGCGGAACGAUUCGUUCUGCACCCCGGCUUUGACUCGCAAACGUACGCAAACGACAUUGCGCUCGUACGGUUGGUGGAGUCCCUGUCGUUCACCGGUGACCAACUGCAGCCUGCACCUCUCGGAACCGAUUUCUUCGAAACGGCUAGGAACGCCACCGUGUCCGGAUGGGGUCGAUUCUCGAUUUCAAACAAUCAACUCCCGACGCGCCUGCAGUUCAUCCAAACGGACAUUAUCGACAGCGACCUGUGUGCGGAUGAGUUCGAGGAGCCAUACCGCAGCCGAAUCUCCGACCGUACCAUCUGCACCAGCAAUCAGCCCGCUCAGGGCGUCUGUCUGGGUGAUGCCGGCGGUCCACUCGUGCUGGACGGUGUCCUGGUCGGUGUCCAGUCCUGGAGCAUACCGUGCGGCUUGGGUUUGCCCGAUGUGUACGAGCGCGUAUCGCACCAUCGGCCAUGGAUUCUGGCCAUCACACUUCUGUAG
Anopheles maculipalpis is the source of this 807-nucleotide messenger RNA. Its product is annotated as chymotrypsin-1-like. NCBI's taxonomy places the organism in Eukaryota, Metazoa, Arthropoda, Insecta, Diptera, Culicidae. The record is from RefSeq and is a predicted model, not a curated record. The transcript has 3 exons. Gene Ontology annotation, molecular function: serine-type endopeptidase activity. Bases 16 to 807 code for a protein of 263 amino acids. Gene Ontology annotation, biological process: proteolysis.